This is a messenger RNA of Bacillus rossius redtenbacheri, 4295 nucleotides long. Its product is annotated as hemicentin-2. The coding region runs from base 1 to 2025 and encodes 674 amino acids. The record is from RefSeq and is a predicted model, not a curated record. The transcript is spliced from 11 exons. Gene Ontology annotation, cellular component: plasma membrane; cell-cell junction. Lineage: Eukaryota; Metazoa; Arthropoda; Insecta; Phasmatodea; Bacillidae. Gene Ontology annotation, molecular function: cell adhesion molecule binding. Gene Ontology annotation, biological process: cell-cell adhesion.
AUGGCUGUGGCGUUGUUGCCCUAUGAUUUCAAGCGAGUGCCGUUUCUCAUCAGAUUUGCAUUCAUUGUAUCAAACAAGACACAUAGUGCUGAAUGCGAGUGUGUUUCACACGUGUGUGUCGUGUUGUCUGUUGCAGCCGCCGUGGGGGGCGCCCGCUCCUUGCAGAGGUUCGACAAGCAGCCGCAGUACACGGAGGUCAACCCCAACGAGGACGCCUUCAUGGCGUGCAAGGUCCUCAACAAGAAAGGAACCUGCUACUGGCAGAAGGACAACAAGCCGGUGGGCAUGUACCCGAAGAAGUACGAGUGGUCGAGCGACGAGGCGAGCGGCGACUGCAGCCUGUGGGUGCGCACCGCGGCCAUCGAGUUCGACGACGGCGAGUGGGAGUGCCAGGUGACGGCGUCCGACUUCAUGGCGCAGGACGCGCUCACGUCCAGCCCUGCCCGGCUCGUCGUCAGAGUGGCGCCGCAGCGGCCGCGCAUAGAGUACAACGCCAGCCAGAUCCUGCCCGACCACAACGUGACGGCGCGCGUGGGCGACCGGUCCAAGGUGAAGUGCGUCAGUCGCUAUGGCAACCCUCCGGCCAGGCUCAAGUGGUUCCUCGGCGACGAGGACCUGACGCCCGGCACCAACCAGACCAACAGCUCGGAGCUGGACAGCCGCCGCACCUGGGUGGCCGUGUCCGUGCUGGCACUCAGCUUCUCCAAGGAGCACCACGGGAGGACCCUGCGCUGUGUGGCGCUGCACGAGUCCUACGCCACCAAGUCGCAGGCCAUCAGCGUGCGGCUCGACGUGCGAUACGCCCCGGAGACGCGGCUGCAGGGGGCGCCGCUGGCGGACGUGGAGGAGGGCGUGGACGCCGUGACGCUGCGCUGCGCCGCGGACGCCAACCCGCCGGCCACGGUGCUGUGGCGCCGCGCGGGCCGCAGCGACGUGGUCAGCGUGCAGGACGCGCUGCAGCUGCGGCCGGCGUCGCGCCGCGACUCGGGCACCUACACGUGCGUCGCGCGCAACUCCGUCGGCUCCAGCGACCCGCUGUCCGUGCACCUAGACGUCAAGUACCCACCGCGAAUCCUGAGUGUGGGGCCGGACCGGCUGGUGACGGCGCCGCUCUUCUCCCAGGCCUCGCUCGCCUGCUCCGCGGAGGGCAACCCCAAGCCCACGUACCAGUGGCUGCAGAAGACCACGUCGCCCGACGCAGCGGUGCUGCUGCGCGGCUCAGGCCCGGAGCUGCUCGUGUCCAACGUCACGUACGACUACCAGGGCGAGUAUGUGUGCAAGGCGACCAACGUGAUCGGCGGCCGGGAGCGCGUCGUGCAGAGCGAGACCAUCGCCGUUCAGGUCGUUGGCGCGCCGCUGGUGCUGCGCCAGGCGGCGCCGGGCGAGGUGGUGGUGGCGCGCGGCCAGGACGCGCUGCUGAGCCUGGUGGUGUGCGCGGACCCGCGGCCGCGCCUCGCGGCCUGGGAGUGGGGCAGCCUCAGGCUGGAGGCCGGCGCGGACCUGGGCCGCUACCGCGCCGACCAGCUGGCCCAGGACUCGCGCGAGGACUGCUACGAGGCCAGGCUGCACGUGGCGGGCGCCGACCCGGCCGACGCGCGCAGCUACUACCUCGCCGUGCAGAACGACAAGGGCGAGGACCGCCACGCCGUGCAGCUCGCCGUCACAGGUCACUUCGCAGACCCAGUGUCGACGGCCACCAUGCUGGGGCUGGCAUCCGGGAGUCUGCUGGUGCUGCUGGCUGUAGUCUGCCUCGUCGUCUACUCCGUCAGGAGAGAGAAGUGCUGCUUCGCGCGAACGGGUGACUUCAGGCCGUCAGAUCUAGAGAGUGAGAAGAGCGAGCUGGACGGGAGGAAGACGCCGAGGCUGGAACCGCCGUCGCUAGGAGGUCCCGGUGGGGCCAUACCGGCCGAGGCGGUCUACACCACCUCCCCCACGCGGCGGCCGCAGUCGUUCGCCAACAACUCCCCCGAGGCCAUGAAGGUGAGGCUCGCCGCCAUGGUGCUGCAGCCUCCCACCAGAGUGUAGCACCGUCGCCUCCCGCCGCCGGCCUCUGUCAGCCAUCUGGACUCUCCCGCCGUCACCCGUGUCUCCCUCGAGGGGGCUAAAAGUCACCCCAGGAGUGUCCGCCUGCACGUCGCUCGUGUGAUAGCCCCAUCGCCGUAGUCAAACGUCGAUCCGGUCAGCAGCACCACCUCUUCCUGCUAUGCGCACCUCUUGGUCUUCUGGACUCUCCCGACAUCUUCCAGGGCCAAGACUUCGAUUGUACUCGUGGUACUCAGUGAAUAUCAGAAUUAUCCAUUUGCACUUCCCAAAAGUUUUGCAGAUUCUUGCUGCACGACACUAUACGCUUCUCACCUCAUGGUCGUUCGGGCUUUCCUGGUGUCUCCUUUAUCACAUGAUAAAUCCCAUUAAGACUCGUUCAGAGAAUCAUUCGCUUGACAUCUGCCCACCAGAAUAUUGCUUCAUCAACUCCUGUCCUGUUGCACCUCUUGGUUUUCAGGUUCAUCCAAAAUUGCCAUGCGAUCAAUUCAGGGGGAAGUCAUUCCAAAAUUCCUGCAUUGCAUACUCGCACAAUAUUAGCUUUAUGGCUCAAACGGUUUUGGAAUUACUGACAUAAUUGAUGCACAACUUUUUUCUUGGCACUUGCAUGAUACUUGAUUUUGAAACCUCUCAGUAAUAUGGACUUUCCCAAUACUUUUCACUGCAGCAUCAAAUCCCAUUCAAGGGUAGACUACUGGUUUAUUCAACGCAAUAUCCAAAUCAACACCAUCCAACUUCUCACCCAAUGUCUUUUGCAUAUUUUUUAUCAAAAUGUAGCACCAUCAUACUGUUCAUACACAAAGCUAAUCCUUGUAACUUUUGGCCCCCUGAAAUACCCUUAAAACGAUCCAAAAUUCAGUUAAAGCCACCACUCCUGUUCUCUGACUUCACAACAACUCUCUUUAGUGUACAUUAGCUAUUCAAUAUAAAAUAAAUCCUCAAGUUGUUACCUGUUUUGAACUUUUAAUGCAAAGUGUCCAUUUUUGAAUAAUUUUUUUUUGUCUUUUGCUAUGACAUUUUCUGUCCACCCAGUAUUGGAACAUUUAAGACGUAUUUUGUUUUUGUUAGAAAAAAAAUUGGCUGCAAAAAAAUUGGCUAAAAAACAUAUGUUCUUAAUGGACAUCAUUUUAUAUCAAUACAUCCAUAACAAAAUUUUACUUCUCCUCUUUUCCUCUAUUCUCGAGAUGGUGGCCGUUCAUUUAUAUGUUGAACAUACUUAAGUUUGGCUGUGAUCGCUUCUCACGAGCCAUACACUCCCCACUCCGUGCACACACAGACACAAUCAUGUGCUUCGUCCGCGCCGAGGAGGAACCAGUGUGACGCGGGAGUCUUCCAGUUCCUGUGUGCCGGUGCCUCCUGCCCGAAAGGUGCCCAGAGUUCCUGAUCUGUUCGCAGUGGCGCGUCGGACUAGACAGCGCCCGCACGCCGACCUCGUACAAUGUGUACACCGACCUGCAGUCGGGGAACAGCGGGUCUGCCGCGAAAAUGAACAAUUGCCCGCGGCAGAACUUCCGCGCGAAGCCUCCGGACUCGUCCAGCUUCCAGCCCCCGCGAAAGACGAGAGAGUAUUUCCUGGCCGGCCACUUCCAGCCGAACAGUUUCGAACGGGCAGAGAUAUGAUCUCGUCCAGAAAGGAUGUUCAAGUGGGAUAAUUAAAAAAAACUGUGGGUGUUGGUUCAAUUCGUGUCCCAUUUGCGUAUUUAUGUGGAAAAUGAAUGUGUACAUGUGACCUAAGUUUACUUCGCCCAGUCCAAACUGAGUACGUGUAAAAUACUGUGAUGCUUAGUAAAAAAAAAAGACUUCAAUGACUUCUUAACGGUCACUUCAAUUUAGAUGUAAUGUUUAAUUUAUUUAUGCUAAAAAUAUUUUUUAAAAAUAAUGAAAGUGUGCAUUCAAGUGUUUUUAUGAUUGUUUUUAACAUUAUAAUGAGUACGAUAGCUUCGUUAUUUAAUUCUUCUGAAAGUUCUGGUAAAACCAUGUACCUGCCAAAUGUUUUUGAGAUGUUUUCCGCAGCGCAUUGACAGCUGUAAAUAAAAAGUUACCAAGAAACUACACAAAAAUACCACUUAGUCAACAUACUAUCUUGUAAUACAAAUGUUGAGCAUGUACAUUUAAAUUUAUUAAUUGUUAAAAAUGUUCAAGCUGGCAAGCAAGAUAUAAUUUUUAUUGAUAUGAGGUACGUUUGAAUCUGUAGAAUUUAUCUGUAAAUAAAUGUUUUCUAUGCCAUGUAAUAAAAUGAGAUUAUUGAAACUUAA